Molecule: messenger RNA, 3400 nt
Organism: Quercus robur (English oak)
Lineage: Eukaryota; Viridiplantae; Streptophyta; Magnoliopsida; Fagales; Fagaceae
Product: calmodulin-binding transcription activator 5
Exons: 14
Coding region: 256-3012 (918 amino acids)
Biological process (GO): regulation of transcription by RNA polymerase II
Cellular component (GO): nucleus
Molecular function (GO): protein binding; double-stranded DNA binding; transcription coregulator activity
Source: RefSeq, a predicted model, not a curated record
CUUUUCAAUUCUCUACUUUUAUUUUAAAAACGAAUAUUUAUCUGGGAAAAAAAAUAAUAAUAAUAAAAAAAGAUACAAUCAUAGAGCAGAAGAAUUGGCUUUUUUCUCAUACUCAUAGUCAUUUCGAGUCUUCCGUGUUUCUUCUGAUCACUGUUCAUCACCAGUUAAGGUUUUGAGAAAAAGAGAUAAAAAGAAUCCUAGGAAAGAACGUUUCUUUUGUUUUGAGGGAAGAAGGUUUCUUUUGAGGUUUUCACGAUGGCAGGCCAACUUGUUGGCUCUGAAAUUCAUGGCUUCCAUACAUUGCAAGAUUUGGAUCUUAGGAAUAUUAGCGAAGAAGCCAGUUCAAGAUGGCUCCGCCCAAAUGAAAUUCAUGCAAUACUCUGUAAUUACAAGAACUUCAGCAUCAAUGUCAAGCCAGUGAACUUGCCCAAAAGUGGCACUAUAGUCUUGUUUGAUCGUAAGAUGCUUAGGAACUUCCGGAAAGAUGGUCAUAACUGGAAGAAGAAAAAGGAUGGGAAGACUGUUAAAGAGGCCCAUGAACACUUAAAAGUUGGUGAUGAAGAAAGGAUCCAUGUAUACUAUGCACAUGGCCAAGAUAACCCAACCUUCGUUCGUAGGUGUUACUGGCUUCUUGAUAAGAGCCUAGAACAUAUUGUCCUUGUUCAUUAUCGUGAAACACAAGAGUUGCAGGGAUCUCCAGGCACACCUGUCAAUUCAAAUUCUAGUUCUGGUUCUUCUGCUCCUUGGCUUUUGACAGAAGAACUUGACUCUGGUGGUAAUCAUGCGCAUUAUGGUGGUAAGAAAGGAAUUUUAGGAACUGUCCAGAAUCACGAACUAAGGCUUCAUGAGAUUAAUACGCUAGAAUGGGAUGACCUCCUUCUGACAAAUGAUCUUAACAACUCAAUUAUACCUAAAGGAGCCAAAGUUUCAAGUAUUGACCAAACAAAUCAAGCACUAAAUGACUCCUUGCCUUAUGGAGUGAACAAUUCCUCAGCUGAAGUUUCUUCUUUCGGUAAUUUGACAGAAGCAAGUGCUAGGAGUGAUAACAUUUAUUCAAGUUUCCCAGACAGUAUUUAUGACCAGGCAAUGAAGGGUCAAUUAAAUGCAAACGUGCCAAGAAGGGAUUCUAUCACCAUGGGAACCAAUGAUUCAUUAGAUAUUCUGGUCAAUGAUGGAUUGCAAAGCCAGGACAGUUUUGGAAGGUGGAUAAACCAGAUCAUGGCUGACUCACCAGGUUCUGUGGAUGAUUCAGUGCUUGAAUCCUCAAUUUCAUCUGGUCAUGAAUCACUUGUCUCUUCAAUGACAGAUCAUUCUCAAUCUGCUGUUCCAGAGCAAAUAUUUAGCAUAACAGACGUCUCCCCUGCAUGGGCCUUUUCAACUGAGAAAACAAAGAUCAUAGUCAUUGGAUUCUUUCAUAAAGAGUAUCUACAUCUAGUGAAGUCCAGUCUUCUUUGUGUCUGUGGCGAUGUCUGUGUUCCUGCAGAAACUGUUCAGGUUGGGGUGUAUCGCUGUUUUGUGCUGCCACAUUCCUCUGGAUCAGUAAACUUUUUUAUGAGUUUUGAUGGUCACAAACCCAUCAGCCAAGUUCUGAAUUUUGAGUAUCACAUUCCUUCAUCGGUUGACCCAACAAAUUUGUUAGAAGAGAAGAUCAAGUGGGAAAAUUUCCAAUAUCAGCUUCGGCUGGCUUAUCUUCUCUUCUCUACUUCCAAGAACCUUAACAUUCUGUCUAAUAAAGUAUCGCCAAAUUCCCUGAAGGAGGCUAAGAACUUUGCCCACAAAACCUCUAAUAUUUCGCAUAGUUGGGAGAAAUUUAUCAAGUCAGUUGGAGACAACAAAGUUCCAUUUCCACAGGCAAAAGAUGUUCUGUUUGAACUCACUUUGAAAAACAGACUAAAGGAAUGGCUGUUGGAAAGAGUUGUUGAGUGUCCUAAAGCCACUGUGCGCUCUAAAACUGCUGAAUAUGAUGCCCAAGGUCUAGGUGUAAUACAUUUAUGUGCUAUUCUAGGAUAUACAUGGGCUGUUCCUCUAUUUUCAUGGUCCGGCUUAUCAUUGGAUUUUCGUGAUAAAUAUGGAUGGACAGCUCUUCAUUGGGCAGCAUUUUGUGGAAGGGAGAAAAUGGUUGCAGCACUUUUAUCUGCAGGUGCAAAGCCAAACUUGGUCACUGACCCUACGCCAAAAAACCCUGGGGGAUCCACUGCUGCUGAUCUUGCAUCUUUAAAGGGUUGCGAGGGCUUAGCAGCUUAUCUUUCAGAAAAGGCUUUGGUUGAACAAUUCAAGGAUAUGAGCAUGGCUGGAAACAUCAGUGGCUCCCUUGAUACUAGUGCAACUGAUACAGUGAUCACUGAGAACCUCAGUGAGGAUCAGAUCUACCUUAAAGAUACUUUGGCAGCUUAUCGGACAACUGCUGAAGCUGCAGCACGUAUACAGGCUGCAUUUAGAGAUCACUCACUAAAAGUACGGACCAAAGAGGUUGAGUUGUCUGCUCCCGAGGAUGAAGCACGCAGUAUAAUUGCAGCAAUGAAGAUUCAACAUGCCUUUCGCAGCUUUGAAUCAAAAAAAAAGAUGGCAGCUGCUGCCCGUAUCCAAUAUAGAUUCCGCACUUGGAAGAUCCGUAAAGAUUUCCUUACUAUGCGGCGCCAUGCAAUCAAAAUUCAAGCGGCUUUCCGGGGAUUCCAAGUGCGGAGGCAGUACCGUAAAAUUCUCUGGUCAGUUGGGGUGCUUGAGAAAGCAGUUCUGCGCUGGCGUUUGAAGAGAAGGGGUUUUCGUGGUUUUCAAGUUGAUCCUAUGGAACCAGUUCCUGAUCAGAGGCCGGAAAGUGAUACUGAGGAGGACUUCUACCGGACUAGCCGGAAACAAGCUGAAGAGCGGGUCGAGAGAUCUGUUGUACGUGUUCAGGCCAUGUUCCGUUCAAAGAAAGCACAAGAAGAAUAUCGGAGGAUGAAGAUGACCCAUAAUCAAGCAAGGUUGGAAUAUGAAGGGUUCCUCGACUCUGAUACUGAUAUGACUUAUUAGGUGAAGAGACAGGUUGUGCAGAGAAACUGGUUUCUCUAAGGUUCAGAUAGCAGGGAAUCCAAUUGUUAUGGAUGGUGUGCUUAGCAAAUGAUAGUUCCAGGAGGGUGGUGGCUCUGUUCUUGUGUAGCCUGUACAUCUUGUAAAUGCCUAGAAAGAGGUUGACUUGAACUUUUGGCCCUUUCAUUGUGUUUAAUGAUGUUGAGGGGGCCAUUCAUUGAGUUGUGGGUCCUCUGUUUCUUUUUGGUUGUUGACCCCUCUUGUUAGUGCAUUUAAGUAAAAGAUCUAGGACUUAGGAGGAUCUACUUGAACAUGGAAGAUAGGAAACCAUGUAGUCGUCAAGGUUGACAUUAAAAUAUGAAUGGCAAUAUAAGUAACCUUAAUGAGUAAA